AGGAUGUCAGUAUCAGCACCAGCCCCAAAGUCAUUCAAGGCAGAGACAGCAGAGAAUUUAGAUGACAUUGAGAAACAAUUCGCCGUAAAAGCUGUUGAGCAAUCAGAUGUUUAUUGGAACAUCAUCACUAAAAUUAAGCCAUCUUUGCUUAAACUCACCCCUAUCGACGAUGAAAUCGUAGAAUCUUUCAAGGAAACAUUCCCAGAAUUACAAGGCGAUAACAUAAUAAAGCUUAACGAGGAUGACAUGAAGUCUCCAAAAGGAAAGGAAAAGUGGAGAAACUGGAUUAUGAAGUUUGAAAAGAAGGUUGAAUUCUACAACUUUGGUACUCUCCUUCGUACUGAUGCUACCGGUGAAUACGAUCAAUUCAACACCAUGUUCGUAACAAGAAUGCACUUCUACGCUGUCGAAAUCACACGUAACAGAUUAGGUAUCAACGAUAAGAUCUGGGAGAAGGCACAAGCAUCAAAAUAGAUUUGUAAAAAGACAAUUAGAUAAAAACUCGCAUUUCUACAACAAA
Molecule: messenger RNA, 520 nt
Organism: Wallemia mellicola CBS 633.66
Lineage: Eukaryota; Fungi; Basidiomycota; Wallemiomycetes; Wallemiales; Wallemiaceae
Product: DUF757-domain-containing protein
Exons: 6
Coding region: 4-474 (156 amino acids)
Cellular component (GO): cytoplasm
Source: RefSeq, a predicted model, not a curated record